Messenger RNA from Scheffersomyces coipomensis, 1626 nucleotides. RefSeq names its product general substrate transporter. NCBI's taxonomy places the organism in Eukaryota, Fungi, Ascomycota, Pichiomycetes, Serinales, Debaryomycetaceae. The transcript has a single exon. Gene Ontology annotation, cellular component: membrane. Gene Ontology annotation, molecular function: carbohydrate:proton symporter activity. Gene Ontology annotation, biological process: transmembrane transport; carbohydrate transport. The record is from RefSeq and is a predicted model, not a curated record. The coding region runs from base 1 to 1626 and encodes 541 amino acids.
AUGUCAGAAAAGGUUGGAUAUAUAAAGGAUCAAAAUGAUUCUGUUUCCAUCACUGGUAAUAUUCAAUUACAACAAGAGUUUUUAAACAGUGAAGAUGUUGAAAACUAUCUUUACCAUGAUAAACCUUGGUGGAGACAUUCCCAUUUCCGUUGGUUACAUUUCUAUAUCUUUAUAGUUACUAUUACAUCUACCAGUAAUGGUUAUGAUAGUUCUAUGUUGAAUGGUUUCCAAUCCUUAUCAACUUGGAACAUAAAAAUGGGUCACCCAGAAGGUUCAGUUUUAGGUGCUCUUUCUAACGGUACUACUUUUGGUGCCAUUGCUGCUUUCUCAAUUGCUUCAUGGCUUUCUGAUAAAUAUGGUAGAAAAAAAUGUAUUGCCGGGGGUGUAAGUAUUAUUAUUAUUGGUGCUAUUUUGCAAGGUGCUUCUACUAAUUAUGCUUUCUUCUUAUGUUCAAGAAUUGUCCUUGGUAUUGGUUUUGGGAUUGCUACUUGUUCUUCUCCUUCAUUAAUUGCUGAAUUAUCUUUUCCAUCUUACAGACCCACUUGUACUGCUUGUUACAAUACCUUAUGGUAUUUCGGUGCUAUCCUUGCUGCUUGGAUUACUUAUGGUACAAGAAAUAUCAAGGGUGAUAAUGCAUGGAGAGUUCCAUCAUAUUUACAAGGUUUUUUUUCACUUGUUCAAGUUAUAUUCAUUUGGAUGGUUCCUGAAUCUCCAAGAUUUUUAAUUUCUAAAGGUAAGGUUGAACAAGCGAGAAAGAUUUUACAUAAAUAUCAUACUGGAUCAUCUGAAGAUGAAAGAGCUCACAGACUUGUUGAUUUUGAAAUUAGAGAAAUUGAAGCUGCUCUUGAAUUAGAAAAAGUUUAUUCUACCACUAGAUUCGUUGAUUUCGUUAAAAUUCCAACAUUUAGAAAGAGAUUAUUCUUAAUUUUGUUCACUGCUUGGAUUAUGCAACUUUCUGGUAAUGGUUUAGUUUCAUAUUAUUUGAAUAAGGUUUUAGAUUCUAUUGGAAUCACUAGUCCUACUAGACAAUUAGAAAUUAAUGGUUGUUUAAUGAUUUAUAACUUUGUUAUUUCUGUUGUUAUGGCAUGUGUCGUUUAUAAAUUCAAAAGAAGAACGGUAUUCUUAAUUUGUAUAAGUGGUAUGUUGACUACUUAUAUUAUUUGGACAGCCCUUUCAGCUAUCAAUCAAAAGACCAAUUUUGAACAUAAAGGUUUAGCCAAUGGUGUUCUUGCUAUGAUUUUCCUUUAUUAUCUUUCUUAUAACUUUGGUGCUAAUGGUUUACCAUAUUUAUAUAUUACUGAAAUUUUACCAUAUUCCCAUAGAGCUAAGGGGCUUAAUCUUUUCCAAGUUACCCAAAAUAUUAUCCUUCUUUAUAACGGGUUUGUUAAUGCUAUUGCUAUGGAAGCUAUUGAAUGGAAAUAUUAUAUUGUCUAUUGUUGUAUUCUUGCUUGUGAAUUAGUUAUUGUUUACUUCACUUUUGUUGAAACUUAUGGUCACACCUUAGAAGAAGUUGCUAAAGUCUUUGGAGAUGAUCCAACUACUGGUAUUACUUUUGCUGAUAAUUCUACUUCUUCACCAGCUGAAAAAGUAGAAAUUGAACAUGCAGAACAUGCUGAUAGUGUUUAA